AUGUUCAAGCACCGUCACCUUCACUCGACCAUGAGUUCACCAUUCAAAAACAUCCUCAUUGUCGGGGCUACAGGGUCUAUCGGCGGUAUUAUGCUUGACGCUCUAGUCAAGGAACCCUCGUUCAAUGUCACAGCUCUGCAACGCUCAUCGUCCAAAGGAAAGCUUCCAUCAAACGUCCGCGUCAUCACCAUUGACGAUUCAUACCCUUCCGAAGCACUUGUUUCAGCAUUCUCUGGCCAAGAUGCCAUAAUCAACUGCAUGACUUCCCUUGCCGUCAGUGAUCAGCUCCGUUUCGUUGACGCUGCAGUCGACGCCAAAGUCAGACGCUACGUUGCUUCUGAGUAUGGUCUCAAUAACAACAGGCCUGAGGCAAGAGCACUCAACUCAGUCUUCCGUGAGAAAGGCGAAGUCCAAGACUAUCUCAGAUCCAAAGAGUCUACAGGCUUGGAAUGGAUGGCUAUUGCUUGUGGCAUGUGGAUCAAGUGGAGUGCACUCCAUGACUUUUUGGGAAUGCACAUCAAAGAGAAGAAGUUCGUGGUCUGGGACGAUGGCGAAGGCUGGUUCAGCACGACGACUGAAGACAACACGGCUCUUGCCAUGGUUAAUGCUUUGACCAAGAAGUGGGAAGACACAAAGAACAAGAUUGUCUGGUUGAGUGAGUUUGCCAUCACACAGAACAUGUUGCUUGAGGCCAUUGAGCAUCUGAGUGGAGAGAAGUUCACUAUCGAAAAGGUCAACACUGAUGAGCUCAUCAAGGAGAAGCAGGCUGCGGUCGCAUCCGGCGACCCGUAUGCUGUAUACUCCUUGAUUGAGACUGGAUUUGUUACUGGGAGGUUUGGAGGUCAUCUGGAGAAGGAAGGCCAAAUCAUGAAUGGCGUCUUGGGUCUGCCUAAGAAGAACCUUGAUGAGGUUGUUAAAGCCGCCUUGAAGGCUGUUUCUGAGUCUUGA
Messenger RNA from Fusarium coffeatum, 948 nucleotides. RefSeq lists its product as uncharacterized. The transcript has 2 exons. Bases 1 to 948 code for a protein of 315 amino acids. Lineage: Eukaryota; Fungi; Ascomycota; Sordariomycetes; Hypocreales; Nectriaceae. Gene Ontology annotation, molecular function: oxidoreductase activity. The record is from RefSeq and is a predicted model, not a curated record.